UCCUGUCCCCUCUCUUCCAGCCUGGUCUCCCCCAGUAUUGGUCUGCUUGUGUGGUCUGUCUCUCAGAGUCUUUCCCCUUUGUGUCUCCUGUGUGUUUUGGGUCUGUAAAGGAUGCAGAAUGAGGGGUAGGUUCUCGGAACUGGUCUGACAGAUCGAGAAACGUAGGCGCCGUCUGAGGUCAAGUCUCCAAUGCCAUUGUUUACUAUGAUGGUGCUGCCUUUAGUGGUAGACUGAUCAUAUCGCUCGGCUGCGCUGACAUCAUGCCUUGGGCUUAGCAGCCAGUUGUGACAUUGUUGCUUGUCUGUUAAAUCAGCCAAGCUGUAUGAAGUGAGAAGUUUAAAAAAAAAAAAAAAAUCGUUAAUAGUCUGUGAUCUGCUUUCAUCAGGAGCGAAGAGUGCUGGAGAGGAAGAUGAAAAAGAUUUUAAAGAAAGAGGAGAAAUUGCGAAAAAGAGAAGAGGGGACCGGUGAGGAGAAGAAAGAGGACCAGAGCAAAGCAACAGAGAAGGCACUGGAAUAUCUGAGCUGCUGGUCUGAGCGGAAAUCUGAGUGGAAGUUUCAGAAGAUAAGACAGACGUGGCUUCUUCAGCACAUGUAUGAUGCAGAAAAGGUGUCUGAUGCGUCUUUCUCCAUCACAAUGUCAUAUCUGGAGAAUAUGCGUGGAACGGCGCGGGACGUCACCGUUGAGAAAGCCGAGGCCAUGAUCAAAGAGGACAAAGCGGACGCGUCUCAAAGUGAAGAGGAGCAGAAAAGAAUAAAGAGGGCCCUAGAAGUUGUUCGGCUUCUCUCUGUAGACUAAUACACACACACACACACACACACAUGCACACCUUAUACAUUAAAACAUGUUUUAACUAAUUAAUGUGUGUGUUGCAUCAGUUUGUAGUUCCCCUCUCUGGAAUUUGGAUGAACAGUACACUGUCAUUUGCUCAAAUGAUUUACUGCUUUGCUCUAAGAAUGUACCACUGGAUUCAUCAACCUCCCCUAAAGAGUGCCCAUUUCCUUUUCUUGCAAUUAAAACACAUUCUAAAGAGGAAAGUGAUGUUGGUAGUUUGAAGGUAGCAAAGGUGUUAUUCAUCCUGCCUGAAAUGUUAUUUGACCUCAUUCUUUGUGCGACAUAAAAGAUGAAGAAAGGCUUUUGUUUUGUAAGCUGUGCAUGUAGACUUUAUAAGUAGUCAUUAUCUGCCCUUUUUUACUAUUAAACAAUACAUGUUUUAACAUAA
Molecule: messenger RNA, 1220 nt
Organism: Clupea harengus (Atlantic herring)
Lineage: Eukaryota; Metazoa; Chordata; Actinopteri; Clupeiformes; Clupeidae
Gene: chlsn
Exons: 3
Coding region: 410-796 (128 amino acids)
Source: RefSeq, a predicted model, not a curated record